AUGGACGGAGUAGGCUCCUUUGGUGCGGGUAGAGCAGGGGCUGCUUUCGACCCCAUCGCUUUCGUCCAGCAGCCGACGACAAUCAUUAGAAUACUGGCAUGGAUCUUCUCCAUAGUGGUGUUUGGCUCCAUCGUGAACGAAGGCUACGUCAACCACGGCAGCGAGCGGCUCUACUGCGUCUACAACAAGAACAACAGCGCCUGCAACUUCGGGGUCACCGUGGGCCUGGUGGCCUUCCUGGGCUGCCUCUUGUUCUGCGCCGUGGACAUGAAGUUCCAGCAGAUCAGCAGCAUCAAGGACAGGAAGAAGGCGGUCAUGGUCGAGAUCGGCUUUUCGGGUUUCUGGACGUUCAUGUGGUUUGUCAGCUUCUGCUUCUUGGCUAACCAGUGGAGUCGCACCACCCCCGACGAGCUGCCCCUUAACCAGGGUGCAGACGCCGCCCGAGCUGCUAUUGCCUUCUCCUUCUUCUCCAUCUUCACCUGGGCUGGUCUGACGGUGAGGGCUGUGCAGAAGUUCCUGCUGGGCACGGACAUGAGCCUUUUCACCACGGAACACUUGGAUGGCAACGCCACCGUCCAGCCGUUUCCCACCACCACCACCACCGAAGCCGACAACACCGACACCUACCAGAGCCCCCCCUUCACCGAGAACUUGGACUCAACCGCCCCCUACCAAGUGCCCAUCUACUAGACCAGGGGCUCACUGAUGCCAGAGUUCCAGAGUUCAACAGGUCCUAACCAAAUGUGUCUGUCACUGGGGGGGAGGCUGGGUGA
Engraulis encrasicolus (European anchovy) is the source of this 773-nucleotide messenger RNA. RefSeq names its product synaptogyrin 3a (gene syngr3a). Bases 1 to 690 code for a protein of 229 amino acids. The record is from RefSeq and is a predicted model, not a curated record. NCBI's taxonomy places the organism in Eukaryota, Metazoa, Chordata, Actinopteri, Clupeiformes, Engraulidae. The transcript is spliced from 4 exons. Gene Ontology annotation, cellular component: synaptic vesicle membrane; neuromuscular junction.